Rhizoctonia solani is the source of this 981-nucleotide messenger RNA. RefSeq names its product aquaporin, Major intrinsic protein family. Gene Ontology annotation, molecular function: inositol oxygenase activity; iron ion binding. Bases 1 to 981 code for a protein of 326 amino acids. Gene Ontology annotation, cellular component: cytoplasm. The transcript has 9 exons. NCBI's taxonomy places the organism in Eukaryota, Fungi, Basidiomycota, Agaricomycetes, Cantharellales, Ceratobasidiaceae. The record is from RefSeq and is a predicted model, not a curated record. Gene Ontology annotation, biological process: inositol catabolic process.
AUGCGUAUGCCCGUGUAUCUCGAGAACAAUAACCGUGACGGGCGUGCACUCGACGAGGUCUCGGAUGCUGUCGACGAUGGCAAGUCCUCCCCUCUUUGUCUCUCUCUAUUGUUCCUCUCCCAUCCAAUAGCAAUUCAUUCUAACCUUCCCAAUUGGGGCGUUUCAGUCAACAUCGCCAAGCUUAAAGCUCAGGCGCAAGCAGACGCGGCGGCCUGGGACAGUGCGGCCCAAUUCGAUUCCGAAAAAGACAAGGCGGCGUUCAGGGACUAUGAAGCCGCGUGCGACCGUGUAAAGUCUUUCUACAAGGCAAGUCCGCGGCGUUUUUUGGGGGGAGAAGAAGAAGGGCGGAAUGAUGACGUUGAAUUGCGUCGUGAGUUUGAGGAGGGCCGUGGCAAGCGUGCGAGGAUGGGUGUCUGGGAAGCUAUUGAAAUGCUUGAGACAUUGGUUGAUGACUCUGAUCCUGAUACGGAGCUCUCGCAAAUCGAGCACUUGCUUCAGACAGCUGAGGCCAUCCGCCGAGAUGGAAAGCCCGAGUGGAUGCAGGUCGUUGGCCUCGUACAUGACCUUGGCAAGUUGCUCUACUUCUUUGGUUCCGAAGGUCAAUGGGACGUAGUGGGCGACACAUUCGUCGUCGGCUGUGCUUUCCCAGAUGAGAUCAUCUACCCUGGUUCCUUUACUGAGAACCCCGACUCCAAGCACUCUACAUACUCAACCAAGUACGGGAUAUACGAACCCAACUGCGGAUUGGACAACGUUAUGCUUUCUUGGGGACAUGACGAGUACUUGUACCACGUCAUGAAAGAUCAGAGCUCUCUUCCCGAGGAAGGUCUCGCCAUGAUCAGGAAGGCCAUGGACGCGGUCCUUGCAUUCAACCCAUACGAUUUAUAUUCCAAGAGUGACGAGGCUGUCAACCCCGAAAAGCUCAAGCCUUACUACCAAGGGCUCAUCGCCAAGUUCUUCCCUCCCGAGCUCGACUGGUAG